Messenger RNA from Ilyonectria robusta, 980 nucleotides. RefSeq lists its product as uncharacterized. The record is from RefSeq and is a predicted model, not a curated record. The transcript has a single exon. The coding region runs from base 152 to 682 and encodes 176 amino acids. NCBI's taxonomy places the organism in Eukaryota, Fungi, Ascomycota, Sordariomycetes, Hypocreales, Nectriaceae.
GUCCAACGAGAACCGCCCGGCCGCACCUCUCCGCCGCAUCCCGUCUAUUGCCCUGUUGCCCUAUUGCCACGCGACGCCAUGCCUUGUCCCAGCCUCCAAUCCGUCUCGAACUCUUCCCCCCCCGACUCGUGACAUAUGCAGCGGCUGACGCAUGGCGACAGUGCAGAAAAGGGAAACAGACGAUUCCCCAGCUUUCUUCCUUAGUCGGCCCCUAAAAAAAAGCGGCGACAACAACCGGGUUCAUCGCAUCAAAUCCACCUCGUUUCAUUGGGGGAGCGCGCGCUUUAUUUGUCGCACGUCGCAUCGUCGCAUCCCGCAUCGUCAGUCGGUAGUCGUCCUCGGUCGCCUUCCGUACGCCCCAGUCAACGCCCAGCCAACACCCGCACCAGCUUUCACCCAGCAAGGGCAAGAGCCUCCCGCGCGCUCGAGUUACCCGGCGACUUCCUCGGUCCAUCCAGCUCUACCCACCCCCUCACUCCUCGCUGCUCCGACUGCCCGUCCCCCACCCCGCAGCCACGACCCGCCGCCGCAGCGCGCCUUCCCCGUUCGUCUAUCCCACUCCCAGGCUCCUUCCUGCUCCCACGGCUGCUGCCCACGGUUGCCACGGCUCUCAGGCUCCCACUCUUCCAGUCCUAGCCCCCCGAUCCCGAACGGACCCUUUCCGAAGGUCCCUUUAUAUUAGUUUUCGUCCCGCGUCCUCUCUUCCUCUCGCCCAUCAUGCCCGCCAUCGCCUUCGCUGCUCCGAGGUCUCUCCUGUCGUCUUCGCUGCGCCGUACUGUCUUUGCCCGUCCCAUCCGCUUCGGAGCCGUCCAAACCGUCUCCCCCUUCGCCGUCCGCACCAUGGCUACCACUAUCCCCAAGAUCAAGGUCAAGAACCCCAUCGUUGAGCUCGAUGGCGAUGAGAUGACCCGUAUCAUCUGGCAAUCCAUCAAGGACAAGUUCAUCUAUCCCUACCUCGAUGUCGACCUGAAGUACUAUGA